Molecule: messenger RNA, 964 nt
Organism: Sphaeramia orbicularis (orbiculate cardinalfish)
Lineage: Eukaryota; Metazoa; Chordata; Actinopteri; Kurtiformes; Apogonidae
Product: cornifelin homolog A-like
Exons: 4
Coding region: 107-490 (127 amino acids)
Source: RefSeq, a predicted model, not a curated record
GAUGGGUUCACUAUAAGACGCCCUGGAGCUCUGCAAGUUCAUCAGCUGACUUUACAACAUCUGACCCACAUUGUCUCCAACACAGGACAGGACAGAAGUUGUUGCCAUGGCAGAUAAGACAGUCAUGACCCAGCCCAGACCUUUCAUCCAGACUACAGUAUCCAAUGAGUGGACGUCUGGCAUCUGCGACUGCCUCCAAGACCUGCCCCAGUGUUGCCUUGCCUUUUGGUGCCUUCCUUGCUUCACCUGUAUCACGGCUCGUGAGGCUGGGGAGUGUCUAUGUUUACCUCUGCUGGACGCGUUUGGAGCCAUUCCUCCCAUGACCACUGCCCUCAGGGUGUCAGUGCGCCAGCGAUACGGCAUUGAGGGUACGAUUUGCAAAGACUGCGUGUAUUCUUUCUUCUGUGGGCCCUGUACCUGGUGCCAGAUAGCACGAGAAAUCAAAGCACGAAAAAGUCCCAUCACCUUCGUCAACAUGGCAUCGAAAUAAGAUUACAUGCACAGGUUAUCACUGCGUCAAUGACAGCAGAACCAGCGUCAUCGCCAUCAUCACCGGGAUCAGAGUUUUUCACGCUAUUUGGAUUAAUGGAUGACUACUGUUCUGUUCCAAGCACGUCUGCCUCUGAGGAAUGCCACUUGGCAGCUGAUUACAAGUCUUGAAAAGCAACGCAUCCACUAAUGACAUGCAGGAGAUAAGCUGCCUCAGUAACAAAACAACGCAGAUGUACUGAUCAGGACUACUUGUGUAAUUCUUUUCUAUGUUUUUAUAAAUGAUAAGUAUUUACUAGAAGCUUCAAAAGUGGGUCACUUUGACUCAUCAUAUCCACUUUGUACUGAUGAUUUACCUGUUUAUACCUGAAUUAUCAAACACACCUAAUUGUCACAGUUGGAAAUUUGUAACCUUUUUACUCCCAUUUCCAGUAUAUGUAUUUAAAUAAAUCCAAGUGCAAUAGAACAAAGUUGA